Messenger RNA from Parathielavia appendiculata, 840 nucleotides. RefSeq names its product HAD-like protein. The record is from RefSeq and is a predicted model, not a curated record. The transcript is spliced from 2 exons. Lineage: Eukaryota; Fungi; Ascomycota; Sordariomycetes; Sordariales; Chaetomiaceae. The coding region runs from base 1 to 840 and encodes 279 amino acids.
AUGCGCAUAUUCCGGGCCAUGAUGCAGUCAGUGCCAGCAACAUGGAAGUUUGCGCCGUUGAAUCGGCCCUACACCCCUAGCCCACAGACGCGGAAGCUGGAGGGGAUAGUUUUUGAUGUUGACGGUACGCUAUGCGAACCUCAAACAUACAUGUUCUCGGAAAUGCGCUCGGCGCUGGGCAUCUCCAAAUCAGAGGACAUUCUCGAGCACGUUUACGGCCUACCCACUCCGGAGCAGCAGCACCAAGCAAUGGAACUCAUCCGCGACAUUGAGCGGCGCGCCAUGCUCAAGCAGGUCGCCCAGCCCGGGCUAGAGAAGCUGAUGGCCUACCUGGACGCGCGGGGCAUCCGCAAGGGCAUCUGCACGCGCAACUUCGAGACGCCCGUCAACAACCUGCUGAGCAAGUUCCUAGCCGGCAGCGUGUUUGCGCCCAUCGUGACGCGCGACUUUCGGCCUCCCAAGCCCGACCCGGCGGGCAUCUUGCACAUCGCCCGGAGCUGGGGCCUGGUGCGCAGGAGUACGGGCGAGGCGGGAGUGCCCGCGGAUCCCAGGGAGGAGGAGAAGCGCCGGUCGUCCGAGGGACGUGGCCAGGAUGGUGGGGGUUCGGUGGAUGGUCCCGACUUGCUGCAGACGGAAACCGGCGAGGUUGUUGCCGACGCAAGCGGUUUGAUAAUGGUCGGUGAUAGCAUCGACGAUAUUACGGCAGGCCGCAGGGCAGGGGCCAGGACUGUUCUUUUGGUGAACGAUGUCAACCACCACCUGGCUGAUCAUGAACACACCGACUUGGUGAUAUCGCGACUAGACGAGUUGAUAGAUGUCCUAGAGAACGGCUUGCUUUGA